AGUGAGUGUCCGCGCCUCGCCCUCCGCGCACCUCUGAACCCAGCGCGUCUGCUGCGAUAGUUGGAGCCUUCUUCAGUGGCUCUUAGAUCCCGGCACAGCGAGCCGGUGGGCUAGGCGAAGAUGUUGCUGGUGGUGGUGGUGGCGGUGCUGGCGGCGAUGGCGGAAGCAGUGUCCCUGAAUCCGACCUUCCGGCACGCUAGCGGCUUCCAGGCCGUGCCUUUCUACAUCCAUCCCCCGGAGAACAUUCAGAGUAGUCAACCUCUUGAUUACAAACACAUCCUCUACAGCUACAGUUUCUCGCCGACGGAGAUCAACAUCCGUCACCGUGGACAGAAUCCUGUCAGGUACAGUGUGCCUUCUAACAUCCCUUACGCGGCGCCAUACACGCAGGAACAGAACUCCGGCUUCGACAGAGGCCAUAUUGAGUUCCCCGGACCACCUGCACACAGAGCUCAGUUCGCUUCUCCAUUAAACUAUGCGCGUCCAGCACAUCAGGACGAGGAGGACCUCGACCAUACCCCCCUGCGCGAUGCCGUCGAGUCGGUGCCCCUCGAAGCCCAGGAAUACAUUUUCAGGGUGGCGGAGGAGGAGGACGAGGUGCCAUUCUCUCGAAGCAACGUCGAGUCGUAUCCCCACUUCCAGACCCCGUACUCUGGAGGCGUUAGAGAUGAUGAAAUACAAGCGGUUGUCAUAGAGGUGUCUGACGGCGGGAUCUACGAGGACGACGAAAAGUUCGGUUGGGUGGGGAUCCGGGACUCCGUUGAGUCCCCGCCCUUGCGUACGCCCAUCCAGGACCCGGAGGAGGCCAGCCCCCUCCCUGUACAGCUUAACAGUCGACCAUAUGGGAUUUGGUCUGAGCAGCUGUUGGGCUUGAGUAAAGUUGCAUUUGGCCCAGAGUUCGACGACGACAACAUCCUCUCACACUCGGAUGCCUCCUUGGGAUAUAAAGCUGGCGGAGAGUUGGCCAACUACAAGGCCACCAUCAGGAGCCAGAGUGGAGACUACAAGCUGAUAUGUUACUUUGGAGGAUGGUCAGUGUACAGGCCCGAGCCCUUUGACUUCUCCGUGUCGGACAUCGACCCCUUCUCUUGCACCCACGUCAUCUAUUCCUUCGCAGGUCUCAAGAAGAAUGAACACACCAUCAUUUCUCUUGAUGAGAAGCUCGACGUUAUCCAAGGAUCAUACAAGGCUGCAGUAGGCUUGAAAGAACAAAAUCCGGCCCUUAAGGUGAUGAUCGCCAUCGGCGGCUGGAAUGAAGGAGGCAAGAAGUACUCAAGAAUGGCUAGUAGCAAGUCAAACAGGGAGAAAUUCAUAAAGUCGGUCAUCGCCUUCAUCAAGGAACACGGUUUUGAUGGUCUCGAUCUCGACUGGGAGUACCCAGGUGCCAGUGAUCGGGGUGGGUCCUGGUCAGACAACAAGAACUUCGCUGACCUCGUUGACGAGCUGGCAGUUGCCUUCAAGCCCUAUGGCUGGCUUCUUUCUGCUGCCGUCUCCCCAGCCAGGUUCCGUGUUAAUGAGGGCUACGAUGUUGCGCGCAUCUCCAAGAGUCUGGACUUUAUCAACAUCAUGACUUAUGACAUGAGGGGCCCUUGGGAUGGCAAGGCAGACCACCAUGCUCCCAUCAGCACCCGCCCCUCAGACACCUGGUCCUUCAAGAACCUCAACACAAAGGAUGGAAUGGCCUACUGGGCCCUGAAGGGUGCGCCAAAGGAAAAGCUGGUGAUGGGCAUUCCCUUUUACGGGAGGUCGUUCACUCUGGCUGACCCCAACCAGAAUACGCCUGGAGCCAGGGCACAGUCAAGUGGGAAGGAGGGCCAGUACACCAAGGAGCGGGGUUUCCUCGCCUACUACGAAGUGUGUCAGUUGCAGCAGCAGGGCAGUUGGAACCUGCACAGGGACCCUACUGGAGGACCUUAUAUGAACAUGGGUGACCAGUGGGUCGGCUAUGAUGACAAAGACUACAUCACUAAAAAGAUGGAACUGAUCAAAUCUGAAGGUUUUGCUGGUGCCAUGGUGUGGGCUAUCGACCUAGAUGACUACAAGGGUGUGUGUGGUGAGAGGUGGCCCUUGCUCUCGGCCAUCCGUCGCAACCUGGGCCUCAAGUCUAUUUCUUCUGCCACCAUCCCCUUGUUGCCUUUACCCUUUACUACCACCACCACCACCACCACCUCAACCACCACAGAAGUGACAACUCAGCGAACUACAGCUACAAAAGCCAUUACCUCCACAACCAUAGCCACUUCGGCCCCCAUCGCGACCACCAUAACCGCCGGCACUGACACCGACGACGGAGCCACAUCUGCACCUUCCUCCAUGACCCCCACAGAGGCUACACCUGCACCUACCUUCCAAUGUCCAGGCUCUGGCUUCUUCCGCAUUGAGGACAACUGCUCUGUGUAUUAUGUGUGUGACACGAGUCUGAAUGCAUACAAGUUCGAGUGUCCAUAUGGUCUGGUGUUCGACCUCCAACGCAGACUCUGCAACUGGCCCAGACAUGUUGAAUGUGGCGCUGGGUUCUCUGCCUACAAUUGGUCAGUGUGCGUGGAGGAUGGACUGUACAGUGACCCGACUGACUGCCAUAGGUUUACGUUGUGUAGCUCUGGAGUGGCCUCCAGAUACUCCUGCCAGGAUGGAACGUUCUUCAACCCCAAAACCGGUAUUUGCAGUGAGUCACAGGAGACAUUUUGCCAACAUGGGCAGAGUGUGAAGGUGGGAGAUGAGCAGCUGUCCCCAGCUGAGACAGCAGCCCGUCUGAAGAUGGCCUCUCCAAGUGACUACAAGGUUGUGUGUUACUUCACAAGCUGGUCCUAUCACCGUGCCGACCCUUAUAAGUAUGCUCCUGAGUACGUUGACCCUACUCUCUGCACCCAUCUCAUCUACGCGUAUUCCAUGCUUGACCCAACUGAUCUGGUUAUGCGGGCACUCGACCCUUUCCUCGACUUCGACUACAGUUUCUACCAGAGGAUUUUGUCACUGAGGCAGAAGGCUCCAGGCCUGAAGGUGAUGCUAGGUUUAGGAGGCUGGGUCGACUCUAUCAGCGAUAAGUACUCCCGGAUGGUGAACGACCCCAAGGCUGCCACCAAGUUUGUGCAACACACUACAGACGUGUUAAGGAUUUAUGGGUUCGACGGUCUGGACUUCGGCUGGAUGUUUCCCCGAUGUUGGCAGAUGGAUUGUUCUAAGGGUCCACAGACGGAUGUCUCCUCCUUCACCAACCUAAUAAAGGAGCUGAAGACUGCCUUCAGUGCCCAAUCGCCCCCGCUGCUGCUGUCGGCAGCUGUCUCUCCAGCUCGUAAUACCAUCGACCGCUCUUAUGAAGUGGUGAAACUCUCAAAAUAUUUGGACUUCCUUAAUGUUAUGACCUAUGACUACCAUGGUGCCUGGGAAAAGAAAACAGGCCAUGUCUCUCCCCUCCACUUCAGGAGCGGUGAUCUGUAUGAGAGCCAGAACACAGCUUACUCCCUCAAGCAUUGGGUAGACAGGGGCGCGGAUCCCAGGAAACUGGUGAUGGGCAUCCCGUUCUACGGGCAGACCUUCACGUUGACCAACCCCUCACAAAAUGGCCUUAAUGCCCCUGUCAGAACCGGGGGAGAGCCUGGUGCCAUCACAAUGCAGAAGGGCAUGCUGGCCUACUUUGAAAUUUGUCAAGCUGUACGCACACCUGGCUGGACCAAAGUGGUGGACGCAACGGGUGCUAUUGGGCCGUAUGCCCACAAGGGGAACCAGUGGUAUAGCUACGAUGACCCCACCUCCGUCGCUACCAAGGCCACCUUCAUCAGAGAGGCUGGUUAUGGCGGUGCCAUGGUGUGGGAUCUGAGCUUUGAUGAUCUUCACAAUGACUGCUGCAGGGAGUCCAUGCCUCUCCUACGGGCCAUCAAUCGGGUGUUGAGAAGCGUGCCGUACCCACCACCCAGGCCAGGGGGAAACUGUGCCAAGAUUUCUCCAGGAGCUACCCCACCCACCCCCAUCAGGACUACAACGUAUGCCUCAGACAUUUUCAGCAAGAAGCCCACUACAUCGGAGUAUGGGAAGUUUACCAUCACUGACGAACCAACAAAGUCCACCCCAUCUUGGAUGACUCCUUGGCAAUCAACUACCAAGAAGACCACUAUCAUCACAUCUACAAGCACCCAGCAACCCCCAUGGGCCCCAAGUACAGAAAGACCUCAGUGGCCUCCAGCCACUGAACGACCUCAGUGGCCUCCAGCCACUGAACGACCUCAGUGGCCUCCAGCCACUGAACGACCUCAGUGGCCUCCAGCCACUGAGAGACCUCAGGGGCCAACAACUGCUCAGCAACCUCAAUGGCCUUCAUCCACACAGCGUCCUCAAGAUCCUCCUCAACAGCCUCCAGGCACUCAAUAUCCACAGUGGCCUCCAACCACACCGCGUCCUCAAUGGCCCCCAACCACACCGCGUCCUCAGUGGCCUCCAACCACACCGCGUCCUCAGUGGCCUCCAACCACACCGCGUCCUCAGUGGCCUCCAACCACACCGCGUCCUCAGUGGCCUCCAACCACACCGCGUCCUCAGUGGCCUCCAACCACACCGCGUCCUCAGUGGCCUCCAACCACACCGCGUCCUCAGUGGCCUCCAACCACACAGCGUCCUCAAUGGCCUCCAGCCACAGAGAGACCAAUAUUGCCCCCAAGUACACAAAGGCCAGCCCCAUCCACCAGUCGACCACAGGCUGUGAGUGGGCCUCGACCAGGAGACCCCUGUACUCCAAGUGACUACUUCCCGAAGAUUGGCAGCUGCAACCUUUUCCUCAGGUGUAUCAACCAGAAGCUGGAAGAAGGACGAUGUGCACCGGGUCUUCACUGGAAUCAAGCAGCUAAAAUAUGCGACUGGCCCAAUAAUGCCAAGUGCCAAAAGUUCCCUGGUCCACCUCCAGAUGUUCGACCCAUCAAACCUGAAGUUAUUCCUCCUUCCAUCCCAACAACCACGAUUUCCACCACACAAGCCGCCACCACCACGCAACCCACCACCACCUCCACAACUCAGCUCUCCACAGUCACCUGGUGGUGGACACCGCCCUCCACCAUCUCAACCACCACACGACCAUGGUGGACACCUCAACCUACCACCACUUGGAGACCCAAAACUACCACUACCAAACUACCCUGGUGGCAUUCCACUCGUUCCACCCAUGUUUCAUCAUCUACAACUACACCUCUCCAGACUCCCGCCCCCGUGUCUAGCCAACCCGCACAUAGUUCCUCUGAAGAAGCUGAAGGAGAUAGGUGUGAAGAGGGCAACACUCGGGGCUUGGUUGGCGAGUGCAACAGCUUCCUGCAGUGCGUCAACGGGGCCUGGCUCAAGCUCUCCUGCGGUGCUGGCCUUCACUGGAACAGAAAGCUCAAGAUCUGUGACUGGCCUCAUAUGGCGAAGUGCACCAGUAUAGUGUCCACCUAUAACCCGGAUGGUUCUUCAGUUGGCCCUAGGGCCAGAACGCGCUGCAAGAAUGAGGGCCAGGCAUUCGCGGGGCCCCAGUGUACUGCUGUGGUGCGAUGCACUCAGGGUUUCCUCACAGUCGGCCAUUGUACUGGUGGGCUGGUGUGGAACAACGAUAAAGACUCCUGCGACCUACCCUAUCGAGUCCCCAUGUGCUCAACUGUUAUCUUCACGCCCAAAUCUGAAGCUUUGCGGCCAGAGGAGUCCGAGUUCCCCGGGUCAAGUAAGCUGUCAACACCCAGACCUACCGACAUCAGUAUGCCAUGCUCAUUAGGUGACAACAUCAUUGCCGACCCCCAUAGCUGCAGCCAUUACUUAGUCUGCAUCCAUGGAGAGUGGAAAAGACAAAAAUGUCAAGCUAAUACCCUAUGGAAUUCGGAGCAAAAGACCUGUGACUGGCCAGCAAAUGUCAAGUGCAAGAACAAACCCACACCCCCACCGACCGGUUCCAAAUGGCCCAAGCCAGAGACGAGCACUCCACCACAGGCUCAUCCAGGAUUCCCAGGGCAGGAACCCCCUGCACCUCCCGAGAUUCCGUCUGAGGUUUCUCCCUUACCUGAAGAGACCCAAACGCCUAGCACAGUUGAUUUAACUCCCGUGGAUGCUACUGGAGGGCUUUCAGGUGACUAUAAGGUGGUAUGCUACUUCACGAACUGGGCAUGGUACAGGCCUGGGGUAGGCAAAUACAAGCCAGAGGACAUCGACCCUACCCUCUGCACCCACAUUGUAUAUGGCUUUGCUGUGCUUGACUACUCCAACCUGAUCAUCAAGCCUCACGAUAGCUGGGCCGACAUCGAUAACAAGUUUUACGAGAAGGUGACUUACCUGAAGAGGAGGGGCAUCAAGGUAACUAUUGCCAUUGGUGGAUGGAAUGACUCUGCCGGCGACAAGUACAGCCGCCUAGUGAACAACCCUACAGCUCGCAGAAAAUUCUCUCAACAUGUCGUAGAGUUUAUCGAGAAGUACAACUUUGACGGUCUUGAUUUGGACUGGGAAUACCCUAAGUGCUGGCAGGUGGACUGCAACAAGGGCCCGGCGUCGGACAAGGAGGCCUUUGCUACAUGGGUGAAGGAACUGAGUGAAGCCUUCAAGCCACGUGGCCUCCUCCUCUCCGCUGCCGUCUCCCCCAGCAAGAAGGUCAUUGAUGCAGGUUACGAUGUGCCUACCCUCAGCAAUUACAUGGACUGGAUUGCCGUCAUGACCUAUGAUUUCCAUGGUCACUGGGACAAGAAGACUGGCCAUGUCGCCCCUAUGUUCUAUCACCCUGAGGACGAAUAUGAUUACUUCAACAUGGACUUUGCCAUCAGAUACUGGCUGGAGAAAGGUGCCUCCAAGGACAAGAUAGUGCUGGGAAUGCCACUCUAUGGACAGUCCUUCACCCUCAACGAUCCCCAAAAUACUGGCCUAAAUUCCCCAGCCCGAAGUGGUGGUCAGGCUGGAGAGUUUACCCGUGCCCGCGGCUUCCUUGCCUAUUAUGAAAUCUGCAAAAAUAUUCAACAAGGAUGGCAGGUGGUGAAGGACCCUGAGAGCAGGAUGGGUCCAUAUGCAUACUCUGGCAACCAGUGGGUGUCCUUCGAUGAUGUUGAUACCAUCAGGAUGAAGUCUGAGUACAUCCGUAAGAUGGGCUUGGCUGGUGGAAUGGUGUGGGCCCUCGAUCUUGAUGACUUCAACAACCGCUGUGGACAGGGCCGCCAUCCACUCCUGAAUACUAUCAAGAAAGUGCUCGGCCCAAGCAAAUCUGGUGUCCAACCACCACCAUUACGGUUACCAGAACCUGACAUAAUGCCAUCCAAGCCAGACACGUCACCGGUAAAACAAGUGUCUACAGAGACAUCAUGGUCCCAAGGAACAACCCCAUCAGUGUCAGUCCCAGAACAUGUUAUCACUCCUAAACCCGGGACAUCAGGACCUGUAUACCAAAAACCUAAUGGAGAUGAUGGGUACAAGGUAGUGUGUUAUUUCACCAACUGGGCGUGGUACCGGCCAGGAGAAGGCAAGUACGUUCCCGAGGACAUCGACUCUUCCCUCUGCACACACGUCAUCUACGGCUUCGCGGUUCUUGAUGCCAACACCAACAAAAUCAAAGCACAUGAUUCUUGGGCAGACUAUGACAAUAAGUUCUAUGAGCGUGUGGUGGCCCACAAGGCUAAAGGGGUGAAGGUUCUCAUAGCCAUUGGUGGAUGGAAUGACUCUGCUGGAAGCAAGUAUAGCGUCCUGGUGAACAACCGUGCAACUCGUAGUGCAUUCAAUGCGCACGUUGUUGAUUUUAUCCUGAAGUAUAACUUCGAUGGCCUUGAUUUGGACUGGGAGUACCCUGUGUGCUGGCAGGUGAACUGUGACAAGGGUCCCAGCACUGACAAGUCAGCUUUUGCUGAAUGGGUGAGAGAACUCAAGCAGGCCUUCCAGCCUCAUGGUCUUCUCCUAUCAUCUGCUGUCUCUCCCAGUAAUAAGGUUAUUGACAUGGGUUACGAUGUGCCUGUUUUGAGUCAAUAUCUGGACUGGAUUGCUGUCAUGACAUAUGACUACCAUGGCCAAUGGGACAAGAAGACUGGCCAUGUUUCCCCUAUGUAUGCCCACCCUGAGGACGACAAUCUUGCAUUCAAUACUAACUUCACCAUUCACUACUGGAUCGAGAAGGGGGCAGAUAGAAAGAAGCUGGUGAUGGGUAUGCCCAUGUAUGGCCAAUCAUUCAGCCUGGCAGAGCGCGGGAACAAGGGACUCAACCAGCCGACCUAUGGAGGGGGCACGGCUGGCCAGUACACACGGGCAAGAGGAUUCCUUGCCUAUUAUGAGAUCUGCUACAGAAUCCAGAAUCGCGGGUGGACAGUGGUGAGAGACCCACAGGGGAGGAUGGGCCCCUAUGCCUACAAGCUUGACCAGUGGGUUGGCUUCGAUGACGUCGCAAUGAUCAGAUAUAAGUCGGAAUACAUCAAGAUGAUGGGUCUUGGUGGUGGCAUGAUCUGGGCACUGGACCUGGAUGACUUCAAGAACCGUUGUGGCUGUGAGCGUCAUCCACUCCUCAAGACCAUCAAUAGGGUCCUCAGAAACUACCCGGAACCCGAUCCUAACUGCCCCCUUCUCGAAGGUCAGGAUGAAAUGCAGCCAUUCGUGCCCACAGAAACAGAUAUUUCUGAUCAGGAGACCCCAGAUGUACCAGAUGUAGACCCUCUUGAACAACCAGAACCACCACCACCCUCACAAAGCACCCCAUCACUGAGGAGUUGUCAGUCCAAUACCCUCACCCCUCACCCAACAGACUGCGCUAAAUAUAUGGAGUGUGUCCACGGCGAGUUAGUUGAACGGAAGUGUGCUGGAGGCCUCGUAUGGGUCAAGGACAGAUGUGAUUGGAAGAGUAAGGGGUGUAAAAUAGGUCAGGCUCCACAGGUUGGCUCUCCUGUCACAGUUGGUACUCCUUCAUGGCACACUACCACCAGGACUCCCACUACUACUCGUACUACUACUCGUACUACCACUCGUACUACCACAACUACCAUGGCCACCUGGCAGAGGCCCAUUGUUCCUUCUCCGAGUACCCCAUCGGUGGCCAGACCACCUGUCGUACCUCAUAGUGGCUAUAUGGUUGUAUGUUACUUCACCAACUGGGCGUGGUAUCGCCAGGGGCCAGCCAAGUACAAGCCUAGUGACAUCGAUCCAAACUUAUGCACGCAUAUUGUAUAUGGCUUUGCUGUGCUUGACCCCACCAAACUUGUAAUCAGGCCGCACGACUCCUGGGCUGAUAUUGACAACAAAUUCUAUGAGAAGGUGGUUGCUCUGAAAGCACAUGGAAUUAAAGUGACUCUUGCCAUCGGUGGAUGGAAUGACUCGGCUGGCGACAAGUACAGCCGACUAGUGAAUGAUCCAGCAGCUCGUAGGAAUUUCAAUGAACAUGUUAUACAAUUCAUCUUGAAAUACAACUUUGAUGGUCUUGACCUGGAUUGGGAGUACCCUGUGUGCUGGCAGGUGAACUGUGAGAAGGGCAACCCAGCAGACAAGGCCGCCUUUGCCGAGUGGGUGAAGGAACUGCAUGAAGCCUUCCAGCCUCAUGGUCUCCUACUGUCUGCUGCUGUCUCCCCCAGCUACAAAGUUAUUGAUGCAGGUUAUGAUGUUCCAAAGUUGAACCGCUACUUUGACUGGAUCGCCGUAAUGACCUACGACUACCACGGUCACUGGGACAAGAAGACUGGCCACGUUUCACCUAUGUACUACCACCCUGAUGACGACGAACCCUUAUUUAACACGAAUUCCACCAUCCAUUACUGGAUCGAGAAGGGAGCGGACCGCAAGAAACUGGUGAUGGGUAUGCCCUUGUAUGGGCAGGCCUUCUCCCUGGGAUGGCAAGCUAAGGGACACGGUCUUAACGAACAUGCACCAGACAAGGGCCAGGCAGGACAGUACACCAAAGCUGCGGGCUUCUUGGCCUACUACGAGAUCUGUCACAAAGUCCAGAGUGGCGGUUACACACUAGUGAAGGAUCCUCUAGGCACGAUGGGACCGUACGCAUACACGAAAACACAGUGGGUGAGCUUCGAUGACACCGCUAUGAUCAGACACAAGUCUGAGUACAUCAAGAUGAUGGGUCUGGGAGGAGGCAUGGUUUGGGCAUUAGACCUGGACGAUUUCCGGGGCCGUUGUGGCUGUGAGAAUCACCCACUCCUGCGUACCAUUAACAGAGUUCUGAGAUCCUACCCAGAGCCUGAGCCUAACCCUCGCUGCGACCUGUGAUCCACUUGAUACUUCCAAGAAUUCCAAAUGGGAACAUGGCAUUCGCUAAAGAAUCUUCAGGAGAGUGUAGCUUGUAUCAAGGGACCUAGGAUUUACAUAGCUUGUGUCAAAGGAUCUAAAAAUAAACUUCUUUGAGUCAAAAAGUAUACAUAUUAAAAUAGUUUAAAAGGGCAUGAGACUAACACAGUAUGUCGGAGAACCUACAAUUAACUUGUCUUGUGCCAGAAGAUCUUUGAGUAGUAAAACAUGCAGUAAGUAGUGUGUGAUCUAGACAAUCCUUCCCAGAAAAUGCCUCAAAACUACAAUUUUCUUAACAGAAGGCUGUUUUUUCCCAAAAUGUAUCGAAAUGAGUAUAAAUUCUAAUUGGGCUUGGUUCUGAUAUACUCUCACUCUUCAUAUAUCUUAUGCCAGACAGUUAUUUAGAGAGGAACCAGUGAUACCAUCCAGGGAUAAAUGGGAAUAAAUUAUGUGAUUAUUCACUUGUGUAUGUGUAUGUGCGUGUGUGUGAGCCUAAAAUACUCAUCAGGGCCCAUCUGAAUAUAAUUUUAGAGGAUAUGAGUGAGAUCCCGGUUAAUAGAGCCUAGAUUACUCAUCAGGGCCCAGCUGAAUAUAAAUUUUAGAGGCUAUGAGUGAGAUCAGGUUAAAAUUUAUACCGACUAUCAAUUGUGAGAUAUUAUUAUUGUCCUAAAUCGCUCACUGGUGCCAGUUGCGUGUUUAUGUUGCUACCUGGAGUCGAGCUGUGAAAUUAUGCAUUGUUAUUUUUAUUAUUAUUGUUGUUAUUGUUAUUGUUGUACCGUACUGGGCCGGAUUCCAGAACUUGUGGCAUUAUAUAACGCUCAUUAUUUAUCAAUAAAAUAUUUAAAAAAAAUUUA
Procambarus clarkii (red swamp crayfish) is the source of this 11048-nucleotide messenger RNA. Lineage: Eukaryota; Metazoa; Arthropoda; Malacostraca; Decapoda; Cambaridae. The record is from RefSeq and is a predicted model, not a curated record.